Molecule: messenger RNA, 2512 nt
Organism: Oncorhynchus tshawytscha (Chinook salmon)
Lineage: Eukaryota; Metazoa; Chordata; Actinopteri; Salmoniformes; Salmonidae
Gene: slc25a42
Product: solute carrier family 25 member 42
Exons: 8
Coding region: 629-1615 (328 amino acids)
Biological process (GO): transmembrane transport
Cellular component (GO): mitochondrial inner membrane
Source: RefSeq, a predicted model, not a curated record
UCAUAGACUCACAAAAACUCAUGAUUCCCAAACAAAAGCUUUUCGUUUAUUCCGUUAACGCCCCUCAAACGGACCUAUCGAAGCAUCCGUCACCUCCCAAUGACUUCACUUCCCAGUACCCCACCGCACUCGCCCUUGCAAAGCUUGCUGCUAGCGGUGUCACAGCAGAUACAGAACAGCAUGGAAGGUGACAGUUACUAAAGUCAUAGUUGGGGCAAUGAAACAGAAAAUAAUGUCACAGACAGUGCCUCCGGGAUCUGAAAACGUUAGCGACACGAAAGUGUUCAACUUUCAAAAGUUUUAUAUUCAAAACCUGGACACACUUUGAACAUUGACGUGACAGAUCGCUGUUUAGCUAGCUCGCUAACCCUGCUAGCUAAGUUAUUUUGGUGUGCAGAAUCAAUUCGAUAGCCAUCGCUAAACUCAAGGACGGCGUAGGGUGGAGACAGGCUGCCAACUGAAUAUUUAAAGAAAACGUCUAAAUUAAUUUAAAAAAACAAGGAAACCCGGAAGGAUCCACAGGGGGUGCUAGGAUAUCGACAAGUUUCAGGUAGUUGGCGUUGCCGCCUCCCGGUGGCCGGUGUGUAUGAGUGUGGGCAGCGGCUGGUGAGCGUCGUAGUCCACGGGGAUGGGGAAUGGAGUCCAGCAACACCAGGCAACACCACUCACACAAGGAGAGGUGCUGCCACUGCCCUCCGACAGCCAGGCAGAGGGUCUAAAGCCCCAGACACGGUCCGUGGUUAACUCUCUCCUCUCAGGGGCCUUAGCUGGAGCCUUGGCCAAAACCGCUGUGGCCCCGCUGGACAGAACCAAGAUAAUCUUCCAAGUGUCCUCAGCAAGAUUCUCUGCCAAGGAGGCGUAUAGGUUGAUCUAUCGGACCUACCUGAAGGAUGGCUUCCUCAGCCUGUGGAGGGGCAACUCUGCCACCAUGGUGCGGGUCAUCCCCUACGCUGCCAUCCAGUUCUGUGCUCACGAGCAGUACAAGAGACUACUGGGUGGAUACUUCGGCUUCCAGGGAAAAGCCCUGCCGCCGGUGCCAAGGUUACUGGCGGGUUCUAUGGCUGGUACCACAGCUGCCAUGCUCACCUACCCUCUGGACAUGGUGCGAGCCAGGAUGGCUGUCACGCCCAAGGAGAUGUACAGUAACAUAAUCCAUGUGUUUGUGCGUAUCUCUCGUGAGGAGGGUUUGAAGACACUGUAUCGUGGUUUCACCCCCACCAUACUGGGUGUGGUGCCCUACGCUGGACUCAGCUUCUUCACCUACGAGACUCUCAAGAAAAUGCAUGCAGAGCGGAGCGGUCGCCCCCAGCCCUACUCGUACGAGAGGUUGGUGUUCGGGGCAUGCGCAGGUCUCCUGGGCCAAUCGGCCUCCUACCCGCUGGAUGUGGUACGGCGGCGCAUGCAGACGGCGGGCGUGACUGGGCACACCUACGGCACCAUCCUGGGUACCAUGCGGGACAUCGUGGCGGAGGAGGGCGUGGUGCGUGGACUCUACAAGGGCCUCAGUAUGAACUGGGUCAAAGGGCCCAUCGCUGUGGGCAUCAGCUUCACCACCUUUGACAUGACACAGAUCCUUCUGAAGAAGUUGUACCAGCUGAGGUAUAAUAACAGGUAACCAAUAAGGAGACACUGGUGGAGGGAUGGAGAAGGCAACGGCGAGGGGAAUGAGGACCAUAGAUAAUAGCAGGACAGUCGCUCUAUGAGAACCUCGGCACAAACGACGUGAAGGCUAGGAUGAGAAAACAAACAUUGUCGCUUUCUAGGAUCAAGGCAUAACGGAUUGGGGAAUGUGUGAUUGAGUGAUCCAGGUCAGCACAGUGGACACACACAGUGUGUGAAAUGAAUGUCUUCAUCUUUGUGUAUGUACAUGGAGGCAUGAAGUCUCAUAAGAGGUACAUUUGGUGGGUCAUAAUAUACACACAGGUGCAAUAUGUUCAGUUAUUUCAUGUGUGUAAUAUUCACACAAAAUACACAAGUGUGUGUGUGUGUGUGUGUGUGUGUGUGUGUGUGUGUGUGUGUGUGUGUGUGUGAGUGACACAACGCACACCUUCCGGGUGUCUCCCUUGCCUUGCGUCCCUACUUGAAUAGGGGACCUUCCAACAGUCUGGAUCAGAUGAGUUGUUCCUGUCUAUCUCCUUCCACAUGAGUUGGAUUUGACUUUUAUCAAACGACAAUGUGCCCCCAUGAGAUUUUGUUUUGUUUGGUUGAUGAUUUUUGUUUAAUGAGUUAUACCAAAGCAUAUACAAGACGGGCAUUGUAAUUAAUAAUAUGAUUUAUGACUAGAGAAGAUUGAUAUUAACAUCUCUUUUUUUUUGGUACAGUGAAGUUCUCACAAGAAAUAUACAUAUUGUACAAAACAUCCAUAACAGACUGAUCAGGUGGAUCCAGGUGAAGCUAUGAUCCCUUAUUGAUGUCACCUGUUAUUUACACUUCAAUCAGGGUAGAUGAAGGGGAGGAGACAGGUUAAAGAAUCAUUUUUAAGCCUUGAUACAAUUGAGACGUGGAUUGUGUA